AUGGCUAAUCUACUGAACAAAUGCUUGCAUUUGAAUCUAUGCCGCCAAUAUGAAAUUAAAAAGUCAAAAAAAUUAAAAACCCAUUCAGUCCAAUUUGUUACCAGCAAUGAAUUUGUGGAAAUUCAAGUUGACACAAACUUUCCGACUGAUAAUGUUAUCCCAAAUAACAAGCCUGAAAUAUUUGUUCACGACAAAUCGAGCAACACAAUUACACUUAUUGAGGUAGGGAUCACUUCACAAAAUUGUCUCAAGAAUGUCGAAAUGAAAAAGUUCCACAAAUACGACUUGCUGGCAAAUCAAAUAGGGCCGAUCCACCGGGCGAAGGUGAAGAUCGUCCUUGUCGUUAUAACCUGGAACGGAAUAGUGUCAAAAUUUUUCAAAAACCAUCUGGCGGUGCUUGGCGUGGAGGACAGGGUGAAGGCAUACAUCCAGACACUAAUGCUGCGGAAGACUUUAGAGGGCAUGCAAGCCGAGACAAAGCACGGGUUAUCGAUACCUGUUGAAGAGGUAGCCCUGAAUCUUGAUUUCGUUUUGACAUGGAUCUUCUCAUCCAUUCUCUGA
Molecule: messenger RNA, 561 nt
Organism: Octopus sinensis (East Asian common octopus)
Lineage: Eukaryota; Metazoa; Mollusca; Cephalopoda; Octopoda; Octopodidae
Exons: 1
Coding region: 1-561 (186 amino acids)
Source: RefSeq, a predicted model, not a curated record